CGAUUCUUUUUACACUGCUUUACUUUUGAGGCAACCAAACUGCCCUAAGCCAAAUACUCUUCGUUUCCAUCCAUUGUUUUGUUCUCUCUCCUUUGGCAGUCAGCGGGUGACAGCCAUGGCGUCUCUUACCUUGGCUAGCUCACAGGCAGGAGGAAUAUUUCACCCUUCUAUCUCCCAAACCUCCAAACUUUACCCCUCUCUUAACUUUCGAGGCCUACGACAUCAGAAGGAUGUCCGGCUACGGGUCUCCUCUCGUAGUGAUUCUGUCAAUGCAUUCUACACUUCACCGUCAGUGCCAUCGCCUCCUUCUCCAGGGCUCUAUUCAGCAAAGGUCUACGAGCUGAAUACGAAGAACGUGGACUUGGUUUUGGAGGACGUCCGUCCGUACCUCAUAACUGACGGGGGGAACGUCGAUGUGGUCUCCGUGGAAGACGGAGUUAUCUCCCUCAAACUCCAAGGAGCAUGUGGCAGCUGUCCUAGCUCAACAACCACCAUGAAGAUGGGGAUAGAGCGUGUGUUGAAAGAGAAGUUUGGAAAUGCUGUGAAAGACAUACGCCAGGUUUUUGAUGAGGAACAGACCGGAACAACUAUUGAGGCUGUGGAUAGUCAUUUGGACAUACUUCGACCUGCCAUUAAGAACUAUGGUGGAAGUGUGGAAGUACUUUCUGUGAAAGGCGGAGACUGCCAUGUAAGGUAUACAGGACCUGAAUCCAUUGCAAGUGGGAUCAAAGUGAUGUCAUGUGUUGAUGGUGGUAAUGAAGCAGGUGCACUAGUGACAACGGCCAUGAGAUUAUAUUAG
Molecule: messenger RNA, 799 nt
Organism: Dendrobium catenatum
Lineage: Eukaryota; Viridiplantae; Streptophyta; Magnoliopsida; Asparagales; Orchidaceae
Product: nifU-like protein 1, chloroplastic
Exons: 4
Coding region: 116-799 (227 amino acids)
Biological process (GO): iron-sulfur cluster assembly
Cellular component (GO): mitochondrion
Molecular function (GO): iron ion binding; iron-sulfur cluster binding
Source: RefSeq, a predicted model, not a curated record